UUCAGAAACAAAAAAAAAAAUAUGAAUUUCUUACAUUAAAUAGAAGUUUCAAGAGAGUUUGGUUUGCAUUUAGAUAGAGAAAAAAAAAACAGGAGAAAGCAUUGAUGGAGAAGAGUGAUGGCCUACAAGUGAUUCUGUUUCCACUUCCAUUACAAGGCUGCAUCAACCCUAUGAUUCAGCUUGCAAAGAUCCUCCACUCAAGAAGUUUCUCCAUCACUAUGAUCCACACGCGCUUCAACGCUCCAAGAGCUUCAAGCCACCCUCUCUUCAAACUCCUACAAAUUCCAGAUGGCUUGUCUGACACGGAGACAAGAGCCCACGAUGUCAAUCUGAUGCUCACCGUUCUCAACGAAAGAUGCGAGUCUCCGUUCCGCGACUGUUUGACUAAGCUGUUGCAGUCUCCAGAUGCUGAAACAGAGGAAGAGAAACAGAGGAUUAGCUGUUUGAUCCAUGAUUCUGGAUGGAUUUUCACAGAACCUCUAGCCAAGAGUUUGAAUCUUCCGAGAUUUGUCCUUAACGCAACUAAGGUUUCCUUCUUUCGCGGUCAUUUUGCUCUUCCUCAGCUUCGUCGUGAGAGAUAUCUUCCGCUACAAGGUAUUGUAAAAUUUCAACAUAGACAUUCAGAACAAGAGGAUCCAGUUCAAGAGUUUCCGCCGCUUAGAAAGAAAGAUGUCUACCGGCUUCUUGAUGAAGAAUCGGAGGUACUAGAUGCGUACUUGAAUGGGAUUUACGACACAACAAAGUCAUCUUCAGUUCUAAGGCAUCGAGCCAUAGGAGGAUAUUUGACACACAAUGGUUGGAACUCGACGGUUGAGAGUAUUUGCGAAGGCAUCCCUAUGAUUUGUUUGCCUUUUAUAUGGGACCAGUUUCUAAAUGCAAGAUUUGUCUGUGACAUAUGGAGGGUCGGACUGCAUCUAGAGAAUCUGAUCGAGAGAAAUGAGAUCGAGAGUUCGAUAAGGAGUUUGUUUUUGGGAAAUGAAGGAGAAGCAAUCCGAGAGAGGAUGAGACUUCUUCAAGGGAAAGUUGGAAGAUCGGUUAAAGAAAACGGCUCGGCUUAUCAAUCUUUAGAGAGUUUGAUUGGUCAUAUAUCAUCAUUCUAG
This is a messenger RNA of Raphanus sativus (radish), 1100 nucleotides long. RefSeq names its product UDP-glycosyltransferase 76C5-like. The coding region runs from base 105 to 1100 and encodes 331 amino acids. Gene Ontology annotation, molecular function: UDP-glycosyltransferase activity. The record is from RefSeq and is a predicted model, not a curated record. NCBI's taxonomy places the organism in Eukaryota, Viridiplantae, Streptophyta, Magnoliopsida, Brassicales, Brassicaceae. The transcript has 3 exons.